Molecule: messenger RNA, 414 nt
Organism: Aspergillus alliaceus
Lineage: Eukaryota; Fungi; Ascomycota; Eurotiomycetes; Eurotiales; Aspergillaceae
Exons: 2
Coding region: 1-414 (137 amino acids)
Source: RefSeq, a predicted model, not a curated record
AUGGGACCGCGGCCGCGAGCGCAACGUCGGCCAUCGCCACAGUAUCCCGAGUUAUUCGUUGUUAUACCCUCCAGGCCGGAUAUUCAUAAGGAGUAUGAGAAGAAGGCCACCGAGAAGAGGGCCAUUACUGAAGAACCCGAACGUGUGAUGAAGGCUCUGGAGGAACCGCAGGAAAGUAAUGAGAUAGUACCAGGGGCUGAGGCAGGAGAGCCACGAAGAGAACUGGAACAGGGUCUGGACAUUGUCGCGCCUCCAGCUUCAGAAGAGCAGCAACCACAGACCAUGGCAACUUGCAAUGACUUGAAGCCUAUGCACCAUGUCAACCAUCCGAAGCAUCGUUCCAACUACGGACCAAUAGCAUACCAGAGCCCCAGGAACCGCAGGUCCCCCAUGCCGCCGUUGAUUCGACACUGA